UUAAAGUCAAUAGCGUGUAAGGAAAACAAAGCUAAAUAAAUCAAUUAAAAUCUUGCGAUUUGAAAAAUCUACAAAAUCGGUUCACCGCCGAAUCAUGUCAAUCUCUUAUUUAAUUCAACUGAUAUUGUUAACUUGCUUGUCCUUGCCCUUGACGGGGAUCUGGUGCCAUAGACGUAAUUAUGAAUUGCAACAAAACAAAGCAGCCAUACCGUUAUGGAAGCAAAGAGCUUGCGAGAAAGCGAGAAAACACAAAGCCUCAUCUCAUUAUAUAUGCGAUGACAGAGGUGACGUUAAAUGCCUGCCCGGCUGGCAGGGUGAUUUAUGUCAGGUACCGAUGUGCCGUAGAGGAUGCGAUCCCAUGAAUGGAUAUUGUCAGCGUCCUGGAGAAUGUCGCUGCCGCAUUGGCUACACCGGCGAUUUGUGUGAAAAAUGUAUACCUUUGCCCGGCUGUCAGCACGGUGAUUGCACAAAACCCUUUGAAUGUUUAUGUCGUUCCGGUUGGCUUGGUCUGUUUUGCACAGAACCUACUUGCCGUACGGGUUGCCAUAAUACGCGCGGCUAUUGUGAGGCACCAGGUGAGUGUCGCUGCCGUCUUGGAUGGGCCGGACGAAAUUGCAGUGAUUGCUCUGUGUUACCUGGCUGUCAGUACGGCACUUGCAAUAAGCCUUUAGAAUGUAACUGUCUGUCAGGUUAUACCGGCCUAUUGUGUUCGACACCCAUUUGUGCCGUCAAUUGUCAUAAACAACACGGUUACUGUCGUAAACCGGGCGAAUGCCGCUGUAAAGUAGGUUGGAUGGGAGAAAAUUGUGAUAAAUGCUUUCCGUAUCCGGGUUGCGUUAACGGCGACUGCGAAAGGCCCUGGGAAUGCAACUGUGCACCCGGAUGGGGUGGUCUUUUGUGCGACGAAAAACUGUCGUUUUGUGAUGACAAUCCAAAUACUUGCAAAAAUGAUGGUAAAUGUGUGUCCGUACUCAGGGAAGACGGCAAUUAUCGUUGUCGCUGUAAACAGGGUUAUUUGGGUAAAAACUGCGAGAUAGUUGAUGAGUUCUUGCUGACCUCAACGAUGGCACCUCGUAUAACGCCACCGCCGCCGCCCAAUCAACAGCAAGUAGUAACGGCGAUGAAUGAUAAAGAUAGCGGAGACGAGAGUAAUGACAAUGAUGAAGACGGCGAUGAUGAUGAUGAUGAUGAUGAUGAUGAUGAAGGAAAUUAUGUUGCGAAUGCUGUUAGUGAAAAUCUUGACAUACAUGCGACGGAAGACGAAAGAUUAAAUAAAACGGAAAUCCAUCAAGAAGAGAAACCUUUAACAGGUGGUUGGAAUGCAAACAAAAGCAAUAAAACAUUUGUUGUAACGAAUAAUCCAAAAAUAAUUGACUUUGUGUUAAACAAUGAUAGCACCACCCCGGGCUGGUUGACUUCUGUUAUUGAUACGCCUAAUAAAAGGGAUCUCAUUAAUGUUGCUAAAAAGGAUAUUGAGCGAAUGACAGCAACAACAAUAAGAGCAACACCAACGACAGCAACAACAAUAACAACACCAACUACGCAUGGGAAAAGAAGAAGAACGGAAGCAUUAUAUGAACGAAACUUAACGAAAUAUUCUUUGGAUUCAAAGCCAAGAAUAAAACUUCAGAGAAAGGAUAUCGAAAAAAAUUUGACAAUUAUUUCCAGUGACUUAACAACGACAACAACAUCCAGAACAAUAGUAGAAAAAAUAAAAACAACGACAAAAGCUAACGACUCUAAAAGGAAAACAGCAAUAAUAACAACAACAACGAGCACUUUGUCACCCUUAAGUAAACUGGAUGAUGAGGAAAAUCAACAUACAUUUAAGUUGAAACCGGAUGCUAACACAAAUGUUGUCGGAAAUGAUGAUGAUAACACCGAUGAUGAGGAUGAUGAUGAAGAUGGCGAUGAGGACGACGAGAAUGAGGAUGACGAUGAGGAUGAAAAUGAGGAUGAGGAUGAGGAUGAAGAUGAGGAUGAGGAUGAGGGCGAAGAUGAAGAUGAAGAUGAAAAUAAUAAUGAUAAUGAGGAUGAGGAUAAGGGCAAUGAGAAAAAGAAUGAUAAUGACGAUGUCGUUGACGAUGGCGAUAAGCUCUGUGAAGGUCUUAACCGAGUUUUCCUCACAGAUAUGGUAAGUGUCUUUGCUAGUUAA
Molecule: messenger RNA, 2155 nt
Organism: Glossina fuscipes
Lineage: Eukaryota; Metazoa; Arthropoda; Insecta; Diptera; Glossinidae
Gene: C901
Product: delta-like protein D
Exons: 9
Coding region: 95-2155 (686 amino acids)
Biological process (GO): motor neuron axon guidance; cell communication
Cellular component (GO): membrane
Source: RefSeq, a predicted model, not a curated record